UUGAAUAGAAUAUCCUUAUCAAGAUCUAUAUUAUUACGGAAUAAAAUGUUGUUCAAAAGAUUGAUGUUGUGAUGAAUAAACAAUUUAAGUACUUUUCAUUUCUUUCAAAAUUUACAUUUUUUGUAGACAACUUAGCACUUCAUCGACCAACAACUGAGCUUUAUCCGUUCUCAUCUAAAAAUCCAAGUGGUAAACUUGUCGAUGGUAUGAAAUCUAACCUUGCAUAUGCAGGCGGUCAAUGUACCGCCACCUUGGAAAAUAAAGAGAUUGCGAUGUGGAGGGUGGAUUUAGAGCGCAUUUCACAGGUGGAGCGCAUUGUGGUGUAUGCUAGAACGGACAACAAAAAGUGGGACGCAAACAAUGGUUUUAGAGCGAGGUUUCUGGGAUUUACAGUUGCUGUUUCCAACAAAACAGAUCAUACGGAUGGUACAAUUUGUUACCAUGACAAACACCACACCAUUUAUACCUUACCUGCAGUGAUGGACAUUACUUGUGUUGCUGUUGGUCGAUACGUUAUCUUUUACAAUGAGAGAAUCAAUGGAUUAAAAUACCCAAAGGGCUACAGUCCACACGCGUUUGUUGACCUUUGUGAGGUCGAAGUGUACGGGUGUCCCUCUCCACAGUAUGGUUACAGGGAUCCCCAAUGUACACUCCCUUGUAUAUUUACCUGUAAAGAAUGUGAGUAGUUUACAUUUGUUUAUAGUAGUUAACAGUCGUUUAGAGUGGUAUAUAUUAGUUUACAGUCGUUUACUGUUGUUUACAGUUGCAGCAGUGAGUAUGUUUACCUUACAAUUCAUAAAGAGAUGAACUGCAACGACAAUUAAGUAUUUGCUAUGAUACAGUGAAAUCAUUGGAUUUUAAGGUGGCUCAACUUCUGUGGAAUUCUUGGGUACCUCUCAUACACUAAUUGACAUACUCCUCAAAUAAAAAUAAUGGGUUACUAGGAAGUUUGUAUUCCUUUGUAGGUGUAAGAAAGUACAAGAAUUUACGUCCGAACAAACAAAUAACAAAAGUAAUCCACAAAUUAUUCGCCCCGACGAAUUUUCAUGAUUUUGCAGUAAGUGUUUUUGGAAUUUAGAAUUCCAUCUGAUUUGAAAAACCAAGUACAAUUCAACAUGAUAGACAUGAAUUUUGAAAUAUAAAGCACGAAAAUGGUUGGUGGAUUAAAAUUAUCAUUCUGACCUUUUCCAACUUUGUUUAAUUCUCAAAAAGUCAAUCCAUUCUUGCUCUGGUCAAACAAAGUAUAAGUUUGAAACUUUUAUAACUAUUGUUUCCCAUAAAGUAAUGCAUUUUUAAGCUGUAUCUGGGUAAAUCAGAAUAUAAAGUGAUAUAUUUAUAGGUGUAUACUUCUCGUUGAAAUAGUUUCUGAAAUCAGCGGCAAAUUACCUUAUCAUUACUCAAAGUCUGGUACAGUAUUACAUUUUAGAAGUCUAAUAUUCGAUAUAUAUUUGUGUAUACAAAAAUCAUUAGUAUGAAAAGUUUAAUGAAUAAGAUAUGAAUUAACGACAUUCCCAGACGGAUGCAAAAUCAUUUUACGUGAUUUACAAGCGUGACUUCUUAACAUCAUUGUUAGAUAAUAUUUUGCGAAAUACCUUAACACAAACAAUUUAUUUGCUGGUAUUUUUUUUCACUUUACAGUUUAUGCCUUGAUUCAGAAAGCUCCGUAACGUAAAGAUCUAGUAAAUGAAAGGUGCCUACAGAUUUAUAAUAUUAUAUAAUAGUUAUAAAUUUUUUUGAUGAUGCAAAGUAUGACGUCAUAAUGGUUUUUUCAUCAAAGGGACACUCUAGAUUCAUUUACUAGAUCUUGACCUUAAUUUAUCUCAAAAAAUUAAAUAGAAAUAAAAGGAACGAAGAAUUUUGCAAAUCUUUAAUGGUUUUUUGUAUCUGUUAUAACUGUCCAUUGCUAUCUAGAAUAAAUAUGGAUAUGCAUUUAAUGUGUACCCUUAUAAUACUUUAAAGGACGGUUGAAUAUAUAUACUUAAGUAUCAAUAAUUACAUUUGCAAGAAUGCUUCUUUAUAUACACAUAUAGAGAAGCGAAAACGUUAAACACAUGAUGAAACUGUGCCAUUCAGUCAACUGAAAUGGGACUGAAAAGUUACUGAAAUUGAAAAUACUGAAGAUUAACAACAGUCUAAAUUGAAUUCCCUGUUCCGUCAGUUUAACCGUCGAUACAACGACCUUGUCAUGAAACAAAUUCCCGCGCUAAGUUGAAUGCUGACACUCGUUUUUCAUAUUCAUUGCUUGGUCCGAUUUUACAUCAGAUUUUGUGAACGCUUU
Molecule: messenger RNA, 2278 nt
Organism: Magallana angulata
Lineage: Eukaryota; Metazoa; Mollusca; Bivalvia; Ostreida; Ostreidae
Exons: 3
Coding region: 72-686 (204 amino acids)
Source: RefSeq, a predicted model, not a curated record